Messenger RNA from Miniopterus natalensis, 8664 nucleotides. The record is from RefSeq and is a predicted model, not a curated record. Lineage: Eukaryota; Metazoa; Chordata; Mammalia; Chiroptera; Miniopteridae.
GAAACAUUCAAACUGGAUUUUUAAAUAAUUACAAGUCAGUGAUGGAUCAGAAGUUGCAGAAUGCAAUCCCAAAUAGAAGUCUUCAAAAGAAUUGCUUUAAAUAACAGAGGAAAGAAAAUUGAUCUACUACUCUAAAACCCUGAUCUAGAAAAACAUAUUACACAUGCUGGGAAGUUAAAACUGGGGAAAUUUAUCUGGCUCUUAAUGCAUCUGAAUCAAAGGAACUGUCAUUUUCUCAAAGGAAUUUUAUAUAUGAUAUUUUUUUAAUAACCAGUUGUUUUAUUAAAAUCUUGAUAUGAUUACUAGGGAGGAGAAACAGAGUAGUAGGUAAAACCUGCGUGUUGGUCAAGAUGACUUCUGAAGAAAUGGCAGCUUCUAAUCUCAUACCUGUGACUCAGAGAAAAGUGGUGUCUUCUCAGUCAGCUGUAGAUGAAAGUAAUGAAAAGGCUUCAGACGUCAGUGUUCCAAAGGCACACACUGUCAGGCAGAGUGGGCGGGCUUCUCAUACCAUCUCAAAACCAAACAAACUUAAAGAAGAAUCUUCUGGAAGCAACUUGCCUAAGAUUCUCUCGAUAGCAAGGGAGAAAAUAAUGAGUGAUGAAAACAGUAAUGAAACAUGCUGGGAGAAAAGCAUGCCAGAUUCUGUGGAAAACCUUAACAUGAACUAUAACAACGUAUUGGAAAACCAUCAGUGUGGUCUUCCUCAGAGCCAAUUUUAUGAAACAUGUGAUUCUGUCACAGAGGAAGGCCUCUGUUUGGAAACUGGAAUCCCUUCUUCACUGGAAAGAAAGGUGUUCCCUGGAAUUCAACUGGAAAUAGAGGGACGUCCCAUGGGCAUCAGUCCCUUAGGAAAUCAAUCGACAGUCAUAGAGACCAGUGGCGCACACCCUAACAGCGACUUGACAGUAUUUCACUUUCAUUAUGAACUUGACAGAAGAAUGUCAGACACUUUCUGUACCCUAUCAAAUAACUUGAUUUUGGAUGAUUGUGGAAACUGUGUUCCACUGCCUAAUGUUGGUGGGGAGCAAAAGAAAAAUUAUAUGGCAUAUGCUUGUAAACUGAUGGAAUUGACAAAAAGCUGUGAUAAUGAGAACGGGCAGCUACAGUGUGAUCAUUGUGACACCAUGAAUGAUGAAUACUUGUGCUGUGAAGGUUCCUGCCGAAAGGCCAAUAUGGUAUGUUCAAGUGACAGCUUUUGCAGGGAGGAUUUUACUGAUAGUCCAUCUGCCGAGACCUUUCUGAGCCAUUUUGAGGACUUCCCUGAUAAUUGUGAAGAUGUAGAAGAUUAUUUUAAAAGUAAAAAGGAGCGGUCCACUUUAUUAGUAAGGAGAUUUUGUAAAAAUGACAGGGAAGUUAAGAAAUCUGUGUAUACUGGGACAAGGGCAAUUGUGAGAACUCUGCCUUCUGGCCACAUUGGACAGGCAGCUUGGAGUUACAUUGAUAUGAAGAGAAGUGGUCUCUUACUGCCAUGUGGGAGAGUAACGGGCCAGCUGUCAACAGUGAUUAGGCAAGAUGGGAGCCGAUGUCUGUCAGAAGCCCAGUGGUAUCCGAUCUACAAUGCAGUGAGAAGGGGAAAAGAAACAGAAGAUACAAUUGGAUCUCUUCUCCAUUUCUUCACAAAGCUCCCAGCCUCCGAGACAGCCCAUGAAAGGAUUAACGUUGGUCCCUGCUUAAAGCAAUGUGUCCAAGGCACCAUAUGUGAGUAUCGUGCCACCCUCCAAAGGACCUCCAUAUCUCAGCACAUCACCGGUUCUCUCCUAGAAGCAACCACAUCUUUAGGAGCAAGAAGUGGCCUUCUCAAUACUUUUGGAGGUUCCACCGGACGAAUGAUGCUGAAAGAACGCCAAGCAGGCACCUCUAUGGCCAACUCCAGCUCCCUCCCUUCAAGUUCAGCUGGGAUCAGCAAGGAACUGAUUGAUCUGCAGCCCCUCAUCCAGUUCCCUGAGGAAGUUGCCAGCAUCCUGAUGGAGCAGGAACAGAAUAUUUACCGAAGGGUCUUGCCAGUUGACUAUCUUUGCUUCUUGACCCAGAACUUGGGUACUCCGGAAUGUCAGAGGUCCCUGCCCUGCCUCAAAGCAUCCAUCUCAGCAUCAAUUCUUAACUCCCAGAAUGGAGAACACAACCCCCUUGAAGAUCUUGUGAUGAGAUUUAAUGAGGUGAGCUCCUGGGUGACGUGGCUGAUCCUCACGGCGGGCUCCAUGGAGGAGAAGCGGGAGGUCUUCUCAUAUUUGGUGCAUGUAGCCAAAUGCUGCUGGAACAUGGGCAACUACAACACUGUCAUGGAGUUCUUGGCCGGGCUCAGGUCAAGAAAAGUUUUAAAAAUGUGGCAGUUCAUGGACCAGUCUGACCUGGAGACCAUGAGGAGCCUGAAGGAUGCCAUGGCUCAGCAUGAAUCCUCCUGCGAGUACAGGAAGGUGGUGACGCGGGCGCUGCACAUCCCCGGCUGCAGGGUGGUCCCGUUCUGCGGGGUGUUUCUGAAGGAGCUCUGUGAGGUGCUCGAUGGUGCCUCCAGCCUCGUGAGGCUCCGCCCAAGAUACAAUUCCCAAGAGGAAACUCUGGAGUUUGUAGCCGACUACAGUGGACAAGAUAAUUUUUUACAACGAGUGGGACAAAAUGGCUUGAAGAAUUCGGAGAAAGAGUCCACCGUCAACAGCAUCUUUCAGAUCAUCAGGAGCUGCAGUCGCAGCCUGGAGAUGGAAGACGAGGACAGCCCCAGCGAAGGGAGCGGCUCUCGGAAAAACUCCUUGAAGGACAGAGCUCGAUGCCAGUUUAUAAUUGGAGAUUUGCUGGAUACGGAAAAUGACAUCUUUGAGCAGCCCAAAGAAUGGGACCCUCAUGGACCAGAAGAGCCACAGAAGGCCUUUGACCAUGGGACAGAGCUCAUCCCGUGGUACGUCCUGUCCAUCCGAGCUGACGUGCACCAGUUCCUGCUGCAGGGGGCCACAGUUAUCCACUAUGACCAGGACACACACCUGUCCGCCCGCUGCUUCCUCCAGCUUCAGCCUGACAAUAGCACCUUGACCUGGACAAAGCCCACCACUGCCUCCCCAGCCAGUGCUAAAGCAAAACUUGGUGUGCUGGCUAACGCACCCGAGCCUGGCAAAUUCCCAUUGCUGGGCAACGCUGGAUUAAGUGGCCUGGCGGAGGGGGUCUUGGAUCUGUUUUCUGCAAAGGCUGUGUACAUGGGACACCCCAACAUUGAUAUACACACUGUGUGUGUUCAGAACAAACUGAGUAGCAUGUUUCUGGCAGAGACGGGUGUGACGCUGCUCUAUGGGCUUCAGACCACUGACAACAGAUUGCUGCACUUUGUGGCACCGAAGCACACAGCUAAAAUGCUCUUCAGUGGGUUGCUGGAACUCACAAGAGCUGUGAGAAAGAUGAGGAAGUUCCCUGACCAAAGACAGCAGUGGCUGCGGAAACAGUACGUCAGCCUCUACCAGGAAGAAGGGCGGUAUGAAGGCCCGACUCUGGCCCACGCUGUGGAGUUGUUUGGCGGCAGACGAUGGAGUACCCGGAACCCCAGCCCCGGGACAUCAGCGAAGGGCGCCGAGAAGCCCAACAUGCAGAGGAACAACACCUUGGGCAUCAGCACCGCCAAGAAGAAGAAGAAAGUCCUUAUGAGGGGGGAGAGUGGAGAGGCAGCCGACGACGAGAUGGCCACCCGAAAGGCCAGAGUGCACAAGGAGUGUCGGAGCUGGAGUGGCUCUGAUCCCCAGGACAUUAAUGAGCACGAAGAAUCGGAGGCGAAUGCCAUCACAAGCCCACCUAACCCUCUCCCUUCCAGAAGAGCCCACUCUCUGACCACGGCUGGGUCCCCCAACUUGGCUGCCGGGACGUCAUCUCCCAUCAGGCCAGUGUCCUCCCCUGUGCUGUCUUCAAACAAGAGCCCGUCCAGUGCUUGGAGCAGCAGCAGCUGGCAUGGCCGCAUCAAAGGAGGAAUGAAAGGCUUUCAGAGCUUCAUGGUUUCCGACAGUAACAUGAGUUUCGUUGAAUUUGUUGAGCUGUUCAAAUCCUUCAGUGUAAGGAGCCGCAAGGACCUGAAGGACCUCUUCGACCUCUACGCCGUGCCCUGCAACCGGUCAGGCUCUGAGUCGGCUCCGCUCUACACCAACCUAACCAUCGACGAAAACACCAGCGGCCUGCAGCCUGACCUGGAUUUGUUGACCAGAAAUGUCUCGGAUUUGGGGUUGUUCAUUAAAAGUAAACAGCAACUGUCAGACAACCAGAGGCAGAUCUCUGACGCCAUUGCUGCUGCAAGUAUCGUGACGAAUGGCACUGGGGUCGAGAGCACAUCCCUGGGCGUAUUUGGGGUUGGCAUACUCCAGCUCAAUGACUUCCUAGUCAACUGCCAAGGAGAACACUGCACGUAUGAUGAGAUCCUCAGCAUCAUCCAGAAGUUUGAGCCUAGCAUUAGUAUGUGUCAUCAGGGCCUAAUGUCAUUUGAAGGAUUUGCAAGAUUUCUGAUGGAUAAAGAUAAUUUUGCCUCAAAAAAUGAUGAGUCCCAAGAGAACAUUAAAGAAUUACAGCUGCCCCUCUCCUACUAUUACAUUGAAUCUUCACACAAUACCUACCUCACAGGCCAUCAGCUCAAAGGAGAAUCCUCAGUAGAACUCUACAGCCAGGUCCUCCUGCAAGGCUGUAGGAGCGUAGAGUUGGACUGCUGGGAUGGAGAUGACGGGAUGCCCAUCAUUUAUCAUGGACAUACACUGACAACCAAGAUCCCCUUCAAGGAAGUGGUUGAAGCCAUUGAUCGCAGUGCCUUCAUCAACUCUGACCUGCCAAUCAUCAUAUCAAUUGAGAACCACUGUUCAUUGCCUCAGCAACGAAAAAUGGCAGAAAUUUUCAAGACUGUGUUUGGAGAAAAACUGGUGGCUAAAUUCUUAUUUGAGAGUGAUUUCUCAGAUGAUCCGAUGCUUCCUUCACCUGACCAACUUAGAAGGAAGGUGCUUCUUAAAAAUAAGAAGCUAAAAGCCCAUCAGACACCAGUGGAUAUCUUAAAGCAAAAGGCUCACCAGUUAGCAUCCAUGCAAGCUCAGGCUUACAAUGGUGGGAAUGCCAACCCCCCACCUGCUAAUAACGAGGAGGAAGAAGAUGAAGAAGACGAGUAUGAUUAUGACUAUGAGUCCCUGUCGGACGACAACAUUCUAGAAGACAGACCUGAAAACAAGUCAUGCAAUGACAAACUUCAGUUUGAGUAUACUGAGGAAAUCCCCAAAAGGAUAAAGAAAGCAGAUAACUCUGCUUGCAACAAAGGAAAGGUGUAUGACAUGGAGUUGGGAGAAGAAUUUUAUCUUCCUCAGAAUAAAAAGGAAAGCAGACAGAUUGCGCCAGAGCUUUCCGACCUUGUCAUCUAUUGCCAAGCGGUAAAAUUUCCAGGCCUGUCAACUCUAAAUGCAUCUGGCUCUAGCAGAGGAAAAGAAAGGAAAAGCAGGAAGUCCAUUUUUGGCAACAAUCCGGGCAGAAUGAGCCCCGGGGAGACGGCAUCACUUAACAAAACAUCUGGAAAAAGUUCCUAUGAAGGAAUUCGACAGGCGUGGGAGGAAUCUUCUUCCCCCCUCAGCCCAACCACAUCCCUCAGCGCUAUCAUUAGAACUCCCAAAUGUUACCAUAUCUCAUCGCUGAAUGAAAAUGCCGCCAAACGUCUGUGUCGCAGGUAUUCUCAGAAAUUGAUCCAGCACACCGCCUGCCAGCUGCUGAGGACUUACCCGGCUGCCACCCGCAUCGACUCCUCCAACCCCAACCCCCUCAUGUUCUGGCUGCAUGGGAUACAGCUGGUGGCACUCAACUACCAGACAGAUGAUCUCCCUUUACAUUUAAACGCUGCCAUGUUUGAGGCCAACGGCGGCUGUGGCUAUGUUUUGAAACCCCCAGUUCUGUGGGACAAGAACUGUCCCAUGUAUCAGAAGUUUUCUCCCUUGGAAAGGGACCUGGACAACAUGGAGCCCGCCGUCUAUUCUUUAACUGUAAGUGUGGCCUUCCUGAAUAUGCACUCGUUUAGAAUUCAAGGCAUUACAAGGCUCUCCUGUCACAGUUUGGUUCAUGCAGAUCUAGUUCCCAAAAGGAUUUCUUUACGUCUUAAAAGCGGUGGCCGCGGUUCAGUGGACAGAGGAAAAGACCUCUGGGUGGCUGAUAGGAAAGAGGGACACGGUAACCUCUGCUGUCCAACCCACAGCGCCGGCAGCCCGUGCGUGGAGGUGGACGUCCUGGGCGCGCCGCUGGACAGCUGCCACUUCCGCACGAAGCCCAUCCACCGCAACACCCUGAACCCCAUGUGGAACGAGCCGUUUUUCUUCCGGGCUCACUUCGAGGACCUCCUCUUCCUGCGGUUUGCGGUCGUGGAGAACAACAGCUCGGCCGUCACGGCGNCCUUCCCAAAUGGCCCCCGGGGAUAUCGACAUCUCCAGCUGCGAAACCUCCACAAUGAGGUCUUGGAAAUCUCUAGCUUAUUCAUAAACAGCAGAAGGAUGGAAGAAAACUCCUUGGGCAGCUCUGUGCCGGCCUCUUUGAUGUUCAGUACAGAAGAAAGAAAAUGUCUGCAGACUCACAGAGUCACGGUGCAUGGGGUCCCAGGUCCAGAGCCCUUUACUGUCUUCUCUAUAAAUGGAAACACCAAGGCAAAGCAGCUUCUCCAACAAAUCCUGACCACUCAACAAGACACCAAACCUAUUGCCACAGACUAUUUUUUGAUGGAAGAAAAAUAUUUUAUAUCCAAAGAAAAGAAUGAAUGCAGAAAACAACCGUUCCAGAGAGCCAUUGGUCCAGAUGAAGAGAUCAUGCAGAUUUUAAGCAGCUGGUUUCCAGAAGAGGGAUAUGUUGGCAGGAUUGUCUUAAAAACCCAGCAGGAAACCCUAGAAGAGAGAAGCAUUGUUCAAGAUGACAGAGAGGUGGUCUUGAGCUCGGAGGAGGAGAGUUUCUUUGUCCAGGUGCACGACGUCUCUCCGGAGCAGCCGCGGACCGUCAUCAAGGCGCCUCGCGUCAGCACCGCGCAGGACGUCAUUCAGCAGACCUUGUGCAAAGCCAAGUACUCCUACAGCAUCCUGAGCAACCCGAACCCGAGCGACUAUGUCCUUUUGGAAGAGGUGGUGAAAGACCCCGCCAACAAGAAGUCUUCCACCCCCAAGUCCUCCCAGCGGGUGCUUUUGGAUCAGGAGUGUGUGUUUCAAGCCCAGAGCAAGUGGAAAGGUGCAGGGAAAUUCAUCCUUAAGCUAAAGGAGCAGGUGCAGGCAUCCCGAGAAGACAAGAGAAAAGGCAUUUCUUUUGCAAGUGAACUCAAGAAGCUCACCAAGUCAACCAAGCAGCCCCGAGGACUCGCUUCGCCUUCUCAGGCCUUGGCCUCAGAAAGUGUCCAAAGCAAGGAGGAGAGACCUGCAGGCGGCCUGCCCGCCGGGGACGCGACGGACGGUCGACAGUGAGCGCGGGCGGCAUGUUUGACCAGGUACACUACGCCAUCUCCCCGUUCCAAAGCGGGGUCCGCUCACGCCCCUUCGUAAGGCAUAACUGGUACAGGAUCUCUCAUGUCUUCCAAAUGGAGGUGCCCCUCAAGGCGGUAGGAACGGCACCAAACAGGAAAAGGCCUCUGAAGAUAUUCGGACCUUCAGAAGUGAUCGCUUUUAGACCACCUUCUUUUGUAGAUAACUCAACAAAGGGGAACAUUAUGUUCUUCUAAUUUAGGUUUGAUUUGGCCUCAACAACCUCAACUUCCCCUGCCUCACUUAAGAAAUUGGAAUCUGGCAUUUGUGACGUGAUGAUUAAAAUUUAGAAAGCAAAAUAACAUAGCCGCCUCCACCUUGAGACGGCAGUCAGUUGCGCCCCUGGGGGCCAGCCCACCGCUUGCUGUUCACACACACGGUACAUUUCAUUCUAUCUUUAAACAAAUUAUUUAUGUGGAACCUGAAUUUUUUUUAAAGAAGCAUAUGAGGAAACCAAACACAGAUUUCUUCUCUUCACUUAGUUUCCUAAUGAACCCAAGAGAUGACCAAAGCCACUGCUCCCCCCUUGUGUUGUGGUUCUAAGAUUUAACAUGCACAAGAGACCACAGUGAAGCACCGCUGCUGGUCCUGCGUGGCUUCAUCGGCUGUCUCCGUCACAGUCAGGGCUUUCUCACAUUACAUGUAAAGCUCUCAAUUAAAGAACUCAUCGCUACCCCUUGACGGCCAAUUCUGAUGUGUAACAGCCCAAAAGAAAGCCUGACACAUAGAGAGCCCCUAUUUCUACAUUUAAGGGCCAACUCCUGAAAUAACUGAUGCCCUGAACCAUACUCUUUCAAAACAACAGACAAGGCCAAAUACAGGAAACCACUGCCCCUGGACUAUCUGCCCGGCCAGCUACUCCCAGGGAGUCAGGGCGGUUUAGGUUAAGCAAAGACGCUUCGGAAAGAAAUCUCAGAAUCACAGAGCAUCAGAUAGUGGUGAAUUCACAGAACAGCGAGCCUCCGGGCUGUCCAGAUUCUGUGAAGGCUCAGCACCCAUUUCCUGUUGCCAUGCAGCUGGUAUCCCAAUGGUUUAAAAGCUCUAGACUCACUUCCCUUCUGCCCCCGUGUCACAGUCAGUGCCUUCUCCAAAAGCCAAGUGAGCUGUAGAACUAAACACCCACGUGGAGCCUCUCCAACAUUUAGAAAAUGACUCACCGUGGUAGUGGGUCUGUGAGCAGGCUGUAAGGACC